This is a messenger RNA of Capronia epimyces CBS 606.96, 1386 nucleotides long. RefSeq lists its product as uncharacterized. The transcript has 2 exons. Gene Ontology annotation, molecular function: NAD binding; oxidoreductase activity; NADP binding. NCBI's taxonomy places the organism in Eukaryota, Fungi, Ascomycota, Eurotiomycetes, Chaetothyriales, Herpotrichiellaceae. The record is from RefSeq and is a predicted model, not a curated record. Bases 1 to 1386 code for a protein of 461 amino acids.
AUGGCCGUCAUGUCUUCUUCCAAUUCUCUCCCGCAGGUGGGCUUCAUCGGUCUCGGAGCCAUGGGCUUCGCCAUGUCCACGCAUCUCGUAAGGGCCGGCUUCCCGGUCCGUGGGUAUGAUAUCUACGGACCGACCUUGGAUCGAUGGCAGACCACCUGCAACGAGAUCCCCAAUUCGAGGGCAACCGUUGCAAAGUCCCCGGCGGAAGCGGUCAAGGAUGUUCCUGUGGUAUGUCUCAUGGUGGCGAACCAUCACCACGUGCACUCCGCGCUUUUCGACGACAAGGUCGGGGCUGUACAUGCCUUACCUAAGGACUGCACCGUCAUCAUCCACGCCACGAUCCCGCCCACAGAACCGUUGUCGGUGCGGUCGAGAUUGACGGACGAGUUUAAGCGGCCGGAUGUCAAGUUGAUCGAUGCCCCUGUUUCCGGAGGAGUGGCUCGGUCGAUCAACGGCACCUUGACCAUCAUGGCAUCAUCCGAUGACCCAGCCAUCCUCCAGCAGCCAGUGGCAAAGAUCUUUCUCGAGAACCUCACCACCAAAGGGAAAACUCUGUUCAUCAUCCCCGGCACUCUCGGUGCCGGCCAAUCAGCUAAGGCGCUGAACCAAGUCAUGGCCGGCAUCCAUAUCCCUUCCGCUUCGGAAAUCUUUGGUCUGGCAGCCAUCAACGGCCUCGACACGAAAAAGUUCUACGACUUUCUCGUCACCAAAGACUCAACAGGCAAAUUGCCGCCCGGGUGGAGUUGGAUGUUCGACAACCGGGGACCGAGGAUUUUAAGUACCGACCCGCCGCUGGCGUCAGCCACCGCCAUCAUCAACAAGGACGUUGGGAUCAUCCAGGACGAGGAGGCAAGGCUGGGAGCCGAGCUGCCCUUGCUCAACAAAGCAAGUGAGGUUCUGAAAGCCGUCAUGAAAACCCAUGCCGGUGCGGACGAUAGCUGCAUUGCACAGUGGUACCUGGGCUUUGACUCGGAUCGAUCGAAUCUCGUGGUCGAACGUGCUGGAAACCCCACAGUCGCCGCUGAGCAGCAAGACGCCCUGAUCCGAAAGGUGGCAACCGCGCACGCCGUCAUUCACCUUAUUUCAGCUUAUGAGACCAUCACAUUCGCCAAAGCUCUGGACCUCAUGCACCCGAAUCAAAGGAAGCAGUGGUAUAGUCUGAUCGCUGGUGCCGCGGGCGGCACCACCAUCUUUUCCGAGGUGAUUCCGCGCGCCUUCGACGAUCCAGAUGGCGUGGAUGCCGCAUUCAAGAAAUUCGCAAAGGAGAGGUUCGCAGAUGCCCUAGACAACACAGUCUCUCUCAUCAACUAUGCAAAGAGCCAGAAUUACCAACCUGUGCUACUCGAAGCGGCGACUGAAAAGUUGAGAACGUUUUUGAGUCAGUGA